GGGGGCGGCCUACGGGCCGUCGCAAGCGGGAGGAGCAGACGCGGCGUCUGCAGGGCGCUGCAGGGGACGGCGGGAGCCUGGCGGCUGUUUUCUCAGCCGGACGUGCCCCUCAAGACAGUGCAUUCCUCACUCUUAGCUGGUGAAGAAUGGGGGAGCUGGAAGGAACCUACCGCGCCCUGCAGACCCCAGGGACACGCCUAGGCGCCCCGACCCCCGCGGGCGUCAGCACCCUCGAGCCUGGGCCGGGCCCCUCGGCGGCAGCGGCGUGGCCGGCGGCCAGGACGCCCGUCCGAGUGCAGCUGCUGGACGACUCCGUCGAGGUGUUUGGCGUUGAGCCUAAAUGCGAUGGCCAGGUGUUACUGACCCAGGUGUGGAAGCGCUUGAAUCUGAUAGAAUGUGACUACUUCGGCUUGGAGUUUCAAAACGUCCAGUCCUGCUGGAUCUGGCUUGAACCUAUGAAACCCAUCGUUAGACAAGUACGAAGGCCAAAGAAUACAGUGCUUCGCCUAGCAGUGAAAUUUUUCCCACCUGAUCCUGGUCAGUUGCAAGAAGAAUAUACACGAUACUUGUUUGCCCUGCAACUUAAGAGAGACCUUCUGGAGGAGCGUCUGACCUGCACGGACACCACGGCUGCCCUCCUGGCGUCCCACCUCCUGCAGGCGGAAAUAGGAGAUUACGAAGAGGCGCUGGACCGGGAGCACCUGCGGGCCCAUGAGUACCUGCCGGGCCAGGAGCGGGCCCUGGAGCGGAUCCUGGAGCUCCACCGGGAGCACGUGGGCCAGACGCCUGCUGAGUCGGAUUUCCAGGUGCUGGAAAUUGCCCGGAAGCUGGAAAUGUACGGCAUCAGGUUUCACACGGCUUCUGACAGGGAGGGGGCCAAGAUCAACCUGGCCGUUUCCCACAUGGGCGUCCUCGUCUUCCAGGUUACAAAUGUGUUCCUCAGCGAACGUCUGUCUCCUGAAUUUCAGAGCAGCACCAAGAUCAACACUUUCAACUGGUCCAGGCUCCGAAAGCUCAGCUUCAAGAGGAAAAGGUUUCUUAUCAAACUCCACCCAGAGGUCCAUGGGCCGUACCAGGACACCCUGGAAUUCGUGCUGGGGAGUAGGGACGCGUGUAAGAACUUCUGGAAGACGUGUGUAGAGUAUCACGCCUUCUUCAGACUUUCCGAUCAGCCGAAGCCCAGAGCUAGAGGCGCCCUCUUCAGCAGGGGCUCCUCCUUCAGAUACAGUGGAAGAACUCAGAAGCAACUAGUGGAUUAUGUCAAAGAUGGUGGGAUGAAGAGGAUUCCGUAUGAAAGAAAGCACAGCAAGACCCGGAUGUCUCUCCGCGCCCUAAAUGCCAACUUGCCGAGGCAGAGCAUCCUGUUCACCGAGGGCACGAGGGCUGCCGCGUCCCCGUCCUCAGCAAGUGCCUCCGUCUGCUCGGGCCUCGCCUCCGCUCCAGCCCCCGUGGGCCCGCUCGAUUCCAAGGACAGCAGCGGCUCCCCGACGGGGCCCCCGGCUCCCAGCGCCAGGUGGCCAGCUGCGGAGAGGAGCGGCGUGGCCGCGGCCCAGCCCCCCGGGCUGCCGGCAUUCCAGCCUUGCCAAGGCCUUUCCGUGGAGAGUCCUCAGCUUCCGUCCACCCGGAAGACCCCACUGAGCCUGAGCCCACUGGGCCCAGCCGAGCAGGGCUCCACUCCCCUGCUGAGCCCCGUCCUCAGCGACGCUGGCGGAGCUGGGAUGGACGACCAGGAGGAGCCGAGACACAAGUGUGCGCCCGUGGACGAGGCCUAUUUCAUAGCAAAGGAGAUUCUUGCUACAGAGCGAACAUACCUGAAGGAUUUAGAAGUUAUUACCGUGUGGUUCCGGAGCGCCGUGGUCAAGGCGGACGCCAUGCCUGCGGACCUGAUGACCCUGCUCUUCUCCAACAUCGACCCCAUCUACGAGUUCCACAGAGGCUUCCUGCGCGAGGUGGAGCAGAGGCUGGCGCUCUGGGAGGGGUCUUCCAGUGCCCAGGCCACAGGCGACCACCGACGAAUCGGGGACGUCCUGCUCAGCAACAUGCUUCAGUUAAAGACGCUCACCCGCCACUUCCAGAGGCUCCACGAGGUCCUGACGGAGCUGGAAGCGGCCAGCAAGCGCCUGCGGAGGCUGGAGGCGCUGCGCCGGGACUUCGAGCUGCAGAAGGUCUGCUACCUGCCGCUCAACACCUUCCUGCUGAAGCCGCUGCAGCGCCUGCGCCACUACCGGCUGCUGCUGCGCCGCCUGUGCGCCCCCGACCGCCAGGACCCCGGCCGCGGCGACCAGGACCGCGCCGACCGCCGCGAAGCCCUCGAGGCCAUCACGGAGGUGACCUCCACCCUCCAGCACAGCCUCGCCCGGCUGGAGAACCUCCAGAAGCUGAUGGAGCUGCAGCGGGACUUGGUCGGCAUAGAGAACCUCAUUGCUCCCGGCAGGGAGUUCAUCCGCGAGGGCUGCCUCCACCAGCUCACCAGGAAGGGCCUGCAGCAGAGGAUGUUCUUCCUGUUCUCAGACAUGCUGCUGUACACAAGCAGAGGUGCCUCGGGGACCAGCCACUUCCGGAUCCGGGGACUCCUUCCGCUGCGCGGCAUGCUGGUGAGCGCCCGGCGCCGGGCAGGUCCGGACCGGCGGUCGGGGGCCAUGCCACGGAGCAGCACCUGCUGGGCUGUGGAAGAACGCGAGAAUGAGUGGUCUGUCCCGCACUGUUUCACCAUCUACGCCGCUCAGAAGACAGUCGUGGUGGCAGCCAGCACCCGGCUGGAGAAAGAAAAGUGGAUGAGGGACCUGAACGCCGCCAUCGAUGCAGCCAAGAGCAGCGCCGACACGGCCCUGGCACCGCCGGGCAGCGUGCUGUGCCCCCUUCCCCGCGGGCCCUCCGACGAGGUCUCUCUGGAGGAGUCGGAAGACGACGCUCGCGGGGCCCGCUGCUCCUCAGGGGGGCCGGGCCAGCACCGGGCCAGCACCGCCAUGCACGUGUGCUGGGACCGCACCACCAGCAUCUCCAGGGCCGACCGCAGCGCGGCCGUCGAGAACCAGCUCUCGGGAUACCUGCUGAGGAAGUUCAAGAACAGUAACGGCUGGCAGAAGCUUUGGGUGGUCUUCACCAAUUUCUGUUUGUUCUUCUACAAAACUCACCAGGACGACUGCCCCCUGGCCAGCCUCCCGCUGCUGGGCUACAGCGUGAGCCUCCCCGGGGAGGCGGACGGUAUCCACAAGGAGCACGUCUUCAAGCUCCAGUUCAAGUCCCACAUCUACUUCUUCCGGGCUGAGAGCAAAUACACAUUCGGGAGGUGGAUGGAGGUGAUCGAGAGCGCCAGCACCUCACCAGGGAGGGCCGGGACCCCUGAGGAGGAGGCGUGAAGCCCACCCUGCCCGGCUGAGGAGAGCCGAGCAAGCAGAGCAGGGCCAGCACGUGCCCACGACUGCUCGUCCCGUGUUCCCCCCUGCAGACUGGCAGUGGGUGGGCCUCACAGGGACACCUGGGAGGGGCACAGGCCCCCUCAAGACCCAGUCACUCUCUUGGCCCCGUGGGGCACCAGGACGAACACGCGUGUGCAUGGAAACAGGCCCAGCUCCAUGCACUGACGAGGCUGGUGCUCACCUGCCCUCUGUCCGCCUCCAGAGCAGGACCUUGCCUUUCAGGCUGGGUGAAAUGAGGGGUGGGGACAGGGCCCCUGGGUCACAGCUGCAUGGAAGUCCAGCAGAAGCCACCCUGCCGCCCACCCCACAUACCUCUGCAAAAAGUCCCCAUAAUUUAUCAGUCCCCAGGAGGUGUGCUGUGCUAAUGUGCAUGUGGUUAGAAAUAAAGGGCAUCUUCUGCGUGCCUGCGUGCUGCCCCUCGCCGUCCAGUGGGCC
Messenger RNA from Balaenoptera acutorostrata (minke whale), 3854 nucleotides. It is a transcript of the gene FARP2, whose product is annotated as FERM, ARH/RhoGEF and pleckstrin domain protein 2. Gene Ontology annotation, cellular component: cytoskeleton. NCBI's taxonomy places the organism in Eukaryota, Metazoa, Chordata, Mammalia, Artiodactyla, Balaenopteridae. The record is from RefSeq and is a predicted model, not a curated record. Bases 147 to 3359 code for a protein of 1070 amino acids. Gene Ontology annotation, molecular function: guanyl-nucleotide exchange factor activity; cytoskeletal protein binding. The transcript has 28 exons.